UCUAAAGCUGUGAGCAGACCUUCUCUCCUCCACUGUAAUGAAGACUGUUGUGUUCACUUUGCUGGUUGUGGCUGUGGUUUGCAGCACAGGUGAUAAAAUCAUUGGAGGUUAUGAAUGUCCGCCCCACUCUCAGCCAUGGCAAGUGUACCUUACAGAUGGGCGUAAAUCAUGUGGAGGAUCUUUGAUUAAUGAAAGAUGGGUUGUGUCUGCUGCUCACUGCAAGUUCAUACGACUCUUUCUCCACGUCCACUUGGGAAAGCACAACGUGUCUGUUACUGAAGGCACAGAGCAGAAGAUCAGGGUGGAGAAGGUGAUUCGUUACCCAAAAUAUGGCAAUCAGCCUCAUAACAAUGAUAUCAUGCUGAUCAAGCUGAGAAAGCCUGCCAUCUUCAACAAGUAUGUAAAGCCAAUCCCUCUGACAACCAGCUGCUCUUCUGCAGGGGAGCAGUGCUUGGUUUCUGGAUGGGGCGACAUUGGAGUUAAUAUUCUUUUUUCAGAUGGCGCUGCUUCUGUCCUGCAGUGCUUGAUGUUGCCUGUACUCUCAAAGACGCAGUGUAAGCGUGCAUAUGGUACAUUAUUAACUGAAAACAUGUUCUGCACUGGAUUCAUGAAGGGAGGCAAAGACUCAUGUCAGGGGGAUUCUGGUGGCCCUGUAGUGUGCAACGGUAAACUAAAAGGUGUUGUUUCCUGGAGCGAAGGCUGUGCUCAGCCAGGCUUUCCUGGGGUUUAUGCUGAGGUGUGUCGCUAUACUGACUGGAUCAAAAACAUCAUAGCUGAUAACUAACUCUUUGAUCAGCCUGGUCGGUCCUUUAGAAGUUCAUUUUCCUAAUUAUCUGCAAUUAAAUUCAGUAUGUAUGUGUUUCUAUCUUGUAUUUUUAUUUUUAUUUCAUUAUGUUUUUAAGUAUUUUUUAUUCAUGUUUGCUCCCCACCCCUUACACUGUGCUGCUACAGCAGCAUGGCAAAAUUAAGUACCCCAUCAUGUGGGUGUGCAUGUCACAUGGAAAACAUUCAAAGCCUCAGAGUAUCCACAACAGGGCCAUCAGAAGAUGUAAUUUCUUCCAUACAGUAGCUAGUGCACUAAAAUUCCCAUUACAGUGUUAGAAUGUUAUGGCUUAGCAGACAGCCAAUCACAUCUGUUGCCUCAUAUGCACAUGGUUUGUACAGAAACACUGUGUAUUGACUAGGCUAUGUUUCAGCUUCUGAGGGGAAAACUGGAAAACGGAGGGGAAAACUCUGAAGCUAGAUAACCCAGGAUUUAGUUUACCUAUGGUUUAGAAUGACUCAGGGAUAUUGUGUGAAAAGCCCUUUCAUUGGAAAUGUGUCAAUAGAAUCAUGAUGGAUUAUUUUGGUAUUUCUAUUUUUUUGUCUAAGGUAGAUUUUGCUAUAGCUGUAGAAAAUUGAACUCUCA
Messenger RNA from Ctenopharyngodon idella (grass carp), 1408 nucleotides. RefSeq names its product trypsin-2-like. Lineage: Eukaryota; Metazoa; Chordata; Actinopteri; Cypriniformes; Xenocyprididae. The coding region runs from base 38 to 784 and encodes 248 amino acids. The record is from RefSeq and is a predicted model, not a curated record. The transcript has 5 exons. Gene Ontology annotation, molecular function: serine-type endopeptidase activity. Gene Ontology annotation, biological process: proteolysis.